UUUUAACGCGCUGGGGAACUUGGCUUGAGGCAGCAUCUUAUUUUGCAAAGAACUUCAACGAGAUCAAAGAAAUAGUUGAAGGUCUUGAUGACGAUGCGGCCUGCGUUAUUUUUGCGAAAAAAUUGUUUGCAAAUAAGGGCAUCCGAGAGGAGUUGGCUUAUAUCCAGGCAAAUUUUGGUUUCCUAUUAAGCGAGGGAAAUGCUUUCAAAAUGCUUCAGAAAAGAGGUGAACCUAUUAGCAAUCCAUUGGCAAUUCUCAACAGCAUAGAAAACAAUUUAAAACAGGCCAAGGGACCAGUAGCUAAAAUUAUAUUGGACAAAUUUUAUAAAGUAUUCCAAUCGAAUCAAGGCCUGCAAGUUAUAAAAAAAGUUGCCGCAAUUGUGAAUGGUGAAAAGUUUGUGGAAUUACCAGAAAAUAUAGCUAUAAAUGAAGUUGAGUUUUUGAAUUGGGCACCAUUGGUAUUUGUAGAUGUUGAGAGGACAUUUAGUUCCUUCAAAGCUAUGCUUCGGGAUAAUCGCAUGAGAUUACUGCCCGAAAAUUUCAAAAUGCAUUUAGUAGCAUUGUGCUACUAUGAAAGCACCAGCGGUUAAAGCAUUCAACCAAUUUAAAUAUGUAA
Molecule: messenger RNA, 616 nt
Organism: Rhagoletis zephyria (snowberry fruit fly)
Lineage: Eukaryota; Metazoa; Arthropoda; Insecta; Diptera; Tephritidae
Source: RefSeq, a predicted model, not a curated record